AUGAAGUACGUUGUCGUUUCUGGAGGUGUCAUCUCAGGUAUUGGUAAAGGUGUCCUAGCAUCAUCUACUGGGAUGCUUUUGAAGACUUUGGGUCUUAAAGUAACUUCAAUCAAGAUUGAUCCUUACAUGAAUUUAGAUGCUGGUACUAUGUCUCCUUUGGAACAUGGUGAAUGUUUUGUUCUUGAUGAUGGUGGUGAAACGGAUCUAGACCUGGGUAACUAUGAACGUUACUUGGGUGUAACUUUAACUAGAGACCAUAAUAUAACCACUGGUAAGGUAUAUUCCCAUGUUAUUGCUAUGGAGAGAAAGGGUGAUUAUUUAGGAAAGACUGUUCAAGUUGUUCCACAUUUGACCAAUGCGAUCCAAGACUGGAUUGAAAGGGUUUCUCGGAUUCCAGUGGACAACUCUGAGCAAGAACCUGAUGUCUGUAUUAUUGAGCUGGGAGGUACUGUCGGUGAUAUUGAAUCUGCACCAUUUGUGGAGUCGCUCAGACAGUUUCAGUUCCGCGUUGGUAGGGAUAACUUUGCUUUGGUGCAUGUUUCUUUAGUUCCUGUUAUUCAUGAGGAACAGAAAACCAAGCCAACACAGGCUGCUAUUAAGGAUUUGAGAUCGCUUGGUUUGACCCCAGAUAUGAUUGCUUGUCGUUGUAGCGAAAAGCUGGAUCUUCCAACUAUCGAAAAGAUUGCUAUGUUCUGUCACGUUGGUCCAGAACAGGUUGUUAACGUCCACGAUGUUGCUUCGACUUACCACGUUCCUCUGCUUCUUUUGGAGCAGGGCAUGAUUGACUAUCUAGGACAACGUUUGAAGUUCUCCGAUAUAAAGCGCAAUUCUGCUGAUCUUGAGAAGGGUGCUCGCUUACUCGAAAACUGGAAGUCACUAACCACUGCUAUCGACGAGUCCUACGACACUGUGCAAAUCGCCUUGGUCGGUAAGUACACACACCUAAAGGACUCUUAUUUGUCCGUCAUCAAGGCUCUUGAACACUCCUCCAUGAGGUGCAGAAGAAAGCUUGAUAUCGUCUGGGUCGAGGCCUCCGAUUUGGAGCCUAAAUCCAACGAAACUGAAAAGCAAAAGUUCCACAAAGCAUGGAACAGCUUGUCCACCUCUGAUGGUAUCCUUAUCCCAGGUGGUUUCGGUACCAGAGGUACUGAAGGUAUGAUCCUUGCUGCCAACUGGGCACGUGAGAAGAAUAUUCCAUUCCUAGGUGUCUGUCUGGGUAUGCAAGUGGCUACCAUAGAGUUUGUCAGAAACGUCUUGAACGUCAAGGAUGCUACAUCGUCUGAAUUCUAUCCAGAAGUGCCUGAAGACAAGCAGGUUGUCGUCUAUAUGCCUGAAAUUAACAAAGAAUCCAUGGGCGGUACAAUGAGACUUGGUUUACGUCCAACAAACUUCCAACCAGGCACUGAGUGGUCCAAGAUCAGAAACCUUUACGGUAACGUGGACUCUGUGCAUGAAAGACACCGUCAUCGUUACGAAAUCAACCCAAAGCUAAUACCGGAGUUGGAAAACCACGGUUUAAUCUUCGUGGGCAGAGACGAAACUGGCCAAAGAUGUGAAAUUUUCGAGUUGAAGGACCACCCAUACUACGUCGCUACACAAUACCAUCCAGAGUACAGGUCUAAGGUUCUAGAACCAUCAAAACCAUUCCUUGGUUUCAUUGCAGCUGCCUCGGGAGUGUUGGGAGAUUUCCUCACCGAAGACGCAACAAGAGCCGUACAAGGUAAAGUCGACUUUUAA
Messenger RNA from Eremothecium sinecaudum, 1737 nucleotides. RefSeq names its product CTP synthase URA7 (gene URA7). NCBI's taxonomy places the organism in Eukaryota, Fungi, Ascomycota, Saccharomycetes, Saccharomycetales, Saccharomycetaceae. Gene Ontology annotation, cellular component: cytoophidium; cytoplasm. Gene Ontology annotation, molecular function: identical protein binding; CTP synthase activity. The record is from RefSeq and is a predicted model, not a curated record. Gene Ontology annotation, biological process: pyrimidine nucleobase biosynthetic process; CTP biosynthetic process. Bases 1 to 1737 code for a protein of 578 amino acids. The transcript has a single exon.